CAGCGAGUUGUUGGCUGUGUGCGAGUUGUUGGCUGUGUACAUGUAAAGAUGGACGACCCUGCAGACGGAGUUGUCUUCCGACCAAAGCCCACCCCUAGAGGCCUUCUCUCCGCCUUGCUGGACUCGUCAGAAGAUGAGGGCGACGGUGGAGUGCCCAGCCGGCCGGCCAGGAGCAUCGACAAGACGGCAAGAGAUCAGCUGAGCUUCGACUCCGAGGAAACCCUCUACACCAACGUGUCUGCUGCAUUAAACGGGACUGGGGUACCUAGAACUGACGCUAAACUGUAUGAAAGUGCCAACAAUUCACCGUCGAAAAAAAUUGCGCAGCUUGAGAAGUCGAACUCUUUUGGAUUUGGAAAUAUUAACAGUCCAUCUGACCACUCGAAUGGUUUGAGCGAUUCCUUCAAUCAACGGUUGACACAGAAAGUACCUCCCUGGUUUUGGGUAGAUUUAUCCAGAUCAGCCACUGAAGAAAAGCUAAAGGAGCUGCCAGAUGGAUCUUUCCUUGUGAGGAACUCUUCCACAACAGUUGGAGAAUUCACAUUAACUGUCAGGCAAGAUGGACAGUGCAAAAGUUUGAAAAUACUGUCCCAUGGUGGACGUUAUGGGCUGAGGAAAAAUGAAUGCACCUUUGAUUCCCUGACAGAGCUAGUGGAGUACUACAGCAGACACACACUGGCAGAUUUCAACAAAAACCUCACCACAAAGCUAGUCUAUCCUGUCACCAAGCCGUCCAUACGAAGAGUGCAUGUUUAUGAUGCCUUAUCUCACCUCGCAAACCUGGGCAGAUGUUUACAGAAAAUGAAAAUAGAGUAUGCACUUCUGCAAAAAAAGCAAUUUGACUCUAAUCAUGAACUAAUGCAGGCACAGAUGGAAGCCAAAGCGUUGGAUGCGGCCAAAGAAAUGUUUGACAAUUUCAUCAACACCAGCCACAACAGUGAAGAUGAAAUGGACGAGUUAGGGAAAUUAAGUGAUGACAAAAAGAACAUGUUGAAAACCAACUCACUAAUGGCAGCCAAAAAACAAAUGAUGAUAUGUGAACAAGCGCAGAAGGCCUGGAACACUGUGAAGAGCAAGGAUAGUGAACAAAUACUUCUGCUACAAAACUUGAACGCAUACGUGUCAGAUCUGAUGGACAAAGAGGAGCAGUGUGCUUGUUUUAGAGAACAAGUUUUGGAAUGUGGAGCCAAACCCGAGGUUGUGGAAUGUAUCCUAAAUGAAGACACUGAGAACAUCUCCUGGAGACAAGACCAAUGGCUGGUCAGUUGUUCCAGAGAGGAAGCAAUAAAUCUGCUGACAGAGAGGGAUGUGGGCACCUUCCUCAUCAGACCAAAGGAUGACGUGCAAAAACCAUAUGCACUUUCUAUCGUAUGCAGCAUUGAAGACAGUGCCACAGAGGUGAAACACUGCGUCAUCUACCAUCCCACAGGUAGAGGCUACGGGUUCCGUGCAGAUGGUGCUGUGUUCGAAUCCCUGGAUGAACUAGUAUCCAAACACGCUUGCACAUCCAUCAAAAUCUACUUCUCACACAUGGACACUUGUUUAGCCUACCCUGUUUUUGAGGGCCGACAAAACACAGAAACAUUUGUGUGAAGGCUAAACACAGAAACAUUUGUGUGAAGGCUAAACACAGAAACAUUUGUGUUUAUCUAAUUUGUUCAGCCCUCUUUCAAUUACCUACACUCACUGUUGAUUUGUUUAAAAUUACUGAUAUUAUAAAAAUCAAUUAAAUAUAUUUGUAACUGUUGAAAUUAUAUUUGUGCCAUUCACAUUUGAAGGGUUGUGGUUCUGAGAGGGAGGUGCUCUGUAGGCUGUUGUCAUCAUAUAAUGAUCAGCCAGUUGUUUCUACAUUGAUGUAGAAUUUACAAGUACAAGUGGCUGUUUAGACAACUUUGUUUUACAGUUUACAAAACUGUAAAGUUUACAAAUGUUGACAUAAAUUUAAUGACUCUAAAGUUUAAAGAUGCUGACUGAAAUGACUCUGCAGUUUACAAAUGUUGACUGAAAUGACUCUGCAGUUUACAAAUGUUGACUGAAAUGACAUUGCAGUUUACAAAUGUUGACUGAAAUGACUGUAGUUUACAAAUGUUGACUGAAAUGACUCUGCAGUUUACAAAUGUUGACUGAAAUGACUCUGCAGUUUACAAAUGCUGACAUCCCUGAUGCCCUCUUAUAAUCCCAUUAAAAAGUCGGUUGAUUGGGAUUCACUGUGACCUCAUGGCUUGACCCUGCAGGAAGCAAAGGUUAAAGGUCACCCCAGCUUAAUGUUGGUCACAUGAUCUCUUCAUGGGUUGUGACUAGAAAAAUCCUCUUUGACAUACUUGUCAGUGACUGUCACUUUUAAUGUGUUGAAAUGGCUUUAUAUUUGCCUAGGCUGUCUGACAAUAUUGACUGUUUGAAUGACAGCUGUUUUUUUUUUGAGUUGUUUAAUGUUUUUGGUCUUUGAAUAACAUUUCUAUAUUAGUUGUCUGACACUGUUUACUGUCUUUGAAUGACAGUUCUAUAUUAGUUGUCUGACAUUUGAAGGUUGGUUUAAAUAAUCUAAAAUUAUACAAACAUGUGUCUAAUAUUUUAGUUGCUGUUAGUUGUAUAGACAUGCAAUAGUUUGUCAGUGGUGUAUGCAAGUUGUUAAAUAGGCCUAAAUGUAAGCAUUUCACCCUAACACUAUCAGUCUGAAAUUUUCUCUUCUAAAAUUUUAAAUUAUUUGCCUCAAUUAGCCAAUUUAAAAAAAAAUUCCAAGCAAAAAGCAAUUAUUUGAUAAAAUAUUUUUUCCUUCAGAUUCUAACUAAUCUUGUAGUGUAACUUUAUUGUCAUUGAUGGGCUUUAAGAUCGGGGCUUUCUUUAUUACUAGAAAUGGAUUUGAGGCUUUUUUGUAAUGAUAGGCUUUCAUAAGAGGUGCUUUUAUUAUGUUGAAAUCAUGAUAUGCAAAUGUGUUGUGGAGUUAUCAAGAUGAACAAAAACCUCAUUAAAACUAUGCAAUUUCUUUUUGUUCACAUUUAAUAAUUCUGCUUUGUUAAAAAUUAAAUUUUGUAUUAUUUAUUAUAAUCAUCUCAAUCAGCAUUAAACUUACAAUUAAUUCA
This is a messenger RNA of Physella acuta, 3080 nucleotides long. Its product is annotated as phosphatidylinositol 3-kinase regulatory subunit gamma. NCBI's taxonomy places the organism in Eukaryota, Metazoa, Mollusca, Gastropoda, Physidae. The record is from RefSeq and is a predicted model, not a curated record. Gene Ontology annotation, biological process: phosphatidylinositol phosphate biosynthetic process. Gene Ontology annotation, cellular component: phosphatidylinositol 3-kinase complex. Gene Ontology annotation, molecular function: 1-phosphatidylinositol-3-kinase regulator activity.